Messenger RNA from Trichomonas vaginalis G3, 1290 nucleotides. RefSeq names its product protein ubiquitination. Gene Ontology annotation, molecular function: protein binding. NCBI's taxonomy places the organism in Eukaryota, Parabasalia, Trichomonadida, Trichomonadidae. The record is from RefSeq and is a predicted model, not a curated record. Bases 1 to 1290 code for a protein of 429 amino acids. Gene Ontology annotation, cellular component: cytoplasm; nucleus. The transcript has a single exon.
AUGGCAGAAAUUCAAAAUCAUCAAGAAGUCUUUGACUUCUAUUUACAACUGACCGAUGUAAUUUGGGAGAUAGAUAAAACAUCAAUAGAAGAUAUACUUACGCAAAUCAAACUCGGAUUCGAUAAAUAUAAUUUAAAGAUGAAUUAUCUUAUCAACAUAAUCAAUACAAUUGCAAGUCACAGGCUAUGGUGCCUCGAAAAGUUUGUUAGUUUAUUUAAAAGAAUUCAAGAAAUUUAUGAAAUUUCCAAUGAUUUAAAUUUUUCAUGUUUCGAAUUGAAGAAUAUUCUUAUCAAAUGCAAUAUUAUUACACAAGAACUUUCCUAUGAUUAUGAAAAGAAAACAACAGACGAAAUGUAUCAAAUUUUUCCAAAAAAUACGAUUGCUCAUGCUUUAUUUUGGGAUGAUAUACAAGAAUUUCAGCAUUUUUCUGGAGCAGAUGAUUUUAACUUCAAUCAAUCAGUUAAUUUUGAAUUUUUGAUUGAUAUGGCCGCAAAAUAUGGAGCUGUCAAGUGUUUUAAGUUGAUAUAUCUUAAUAAUGCAAAGUUAUCUAUUCAUACUCUUGAAAAAUCAUUCAUUGGCAAUAAGUUUGAAAUAAUAAAUAUUUGCGAACAAUCUUUUUCUCCAAAUCGACAUUGUAUAGAGAAUUGCGUGAAGUGGUACAGAAAUGACAGCUUGCAGUAUCUGAAAUCUAAAUAUGACUUAGAUUUUUCGUUUUUAGUUUCAUUAACUUCUUAUAACUUUUUAAUUUUCGAUCAAAUGUUGAACGAAGUGAAUGAUAUUGAGUAUUUAGAUUGUACUGGAAGAACCGCAUUUAGCUCAGCUGUUGAAUUCGGUUUCCUUCCAAUUGUUGAAUAUCUUUUAGACAAAAAUCCUCAAAUCAACAAAAUAUAUGGGAAAGAAAACCCUCCAUUAAUCAUUUCUUUAUUUAAAUAUGAUGAAAAAUUAACAAAAACAUUGUUAGAUAAAAAUGCAGAUCCAAAUAUUACGAAUUCUUCAGGGAUGUCUGCAUUAAUGUAUGCUGCAAACACAUGUAAUAUUGAUGCUAUUGAAUUACUUCUAAAAUAUAAUGCAGAUGUUAAUAAAACAGACAAUGAAAAUAGAUCUGCUUUGGUUUACGCAAUUAAAGCUAACUUUAAAGAAGUUGUUGAAGUUCUAAUUAAAUAUGGUGCUGAUGCCACUAUAUCAGAUAAAUCUGGAAAAACUCCACUCGAAUAUGCCAAAAAUAUUGAUCCAAAAAGUUCCAUUACAAAAAUCAUCACUAAAUAUUUGGAGUCAAAGAAUUCUGACUAG